Molecule: messenger RNA, 294 nt
Organism: Haemonchus placei
Lineage: Eukaryota; Metazoa; Nematoda; Chromadorea; Rhabditida; Trichostrongylidae
Source: the annotation of a GenBank genome assembly
AAUUGGUAUCAACCGAUUAUCCAUGAUCUUGAACAUUCACUUCACAAAGCGAUUAUUGAUUUGGAAAGGGACCAGUGGCCAAGAUUCAAGUCUUACAUGGAAAAUGGCACUGCCAUCAGGACAUUGAGUCUGCUGUUCUUCGACGACGUUACGCAGGAAAACGAAAGAAGGCUGUCAAAAUUCGUUCACGAUAUGCACGAAUGUACCGUAGGAGACAUCAAAACGGUCACUCAUGAAAUGCUGAAAGAUUUCAAACGACUCUAUCGCGAACUACAGGUAAAAUUGAGCUCUUAA